AUGUUCAAGGGACUGAGCAAAGGCUCCCAGGGGAAGGGGUCCCCCAAGGGCUCCCCCAGCAAGCACAGUCGGGCCCAGGGGUGGACUCUCUCCCUGCCUUGGGAGCCGCACACUCAGGCCGAACUUCAGCCCUGGCGGGAGGCAGGGGAUGGCCUGGGGCUCCCUACAUCCUCUAAGGGGGCCUGUGGGCCACGGAUUGAGGCCGCUCAGCGGGAGAAGUGCUGGACAGAAGCCAGCACCGAUGUCCUCCUCUGCCAAAGGCUGGGAGAGAGGAGAGCCUGGCUGGCUGACUCCAGCUCUGCCCCAAGGCUCUACUUGGCUGGGAUGACCCCCGGAGCCUGGGACUGGCUGAACAGUGAGCAGAGCCAGGCCCUGCAGCACCAACAUGAGACGGGCCGCAGCCUGAAGGAGGCCGAGGCGCUGCUCAAGGACCUCUUCCUGGACGUGGACAAGGCCCCACGGCUCAAGCACCCGCAGGCUGAGGAGAUUGAGAAGGACAUCGAGCAGCUGCACAAGCGGUUGACCCAGGAGUGUGCGGAGUACCGUGCCCUGUAUGAGAAGAUGGUGCUGCCCCCAAACGUGGGACCUAGGGUCGACUGGGCACGCGUGCUGGAGCAGAGACAGAAGCAGGUCUGCGCAGGCCAGUACCGGCCGGGCAUGGCGGAGCUGGAGCAACAGAUCGCCGAGCACAACGUCCUGCAGAAGGAGAUCGACAACCAAGGAGAGCAGCUGCAGAGCCUCGUGGGGCCGGAUGCAGCCACCAUCCGGAGCCAAUACCGAGACCUACUGAAGGCGGCGUCGUGGCGCGGGCAAAGCCUGGGCAGCCUGUACACGCACCUGCAGGGCUGCACGCGGCAGCUGAGCGCCCUGGCGGAGCAGCAGCGCCGCAUCCUGCAGCAGGACUGGAGCGACCUCAUGGCCGACCCUGCGGGCGUGCGGCGGGAGUACGAGCACUUAAAGCAGCACGAGCUGUUGAGCCAGGAGCAGAGCGUAAACCAGCUGGAGGACGACGGUGAGCGCAUGGUGGAGGUGCGGCACCCCGCGGUGUGGCCCAUCCAGGCCCACCAGGAGGCCCUGAAGAUGGAGUGGCAGAACUUCCUGAACCUGUGCAUCUGCCAGGAGACCCAGCUGCAGCACGUGGAGGACUACAGCCGGUUCCAGGAAGAGGCCGACUCAGUCAGCCAGACCCUGGUGAAGCUCAACUCCAACUUGGAUGCCAAGUAUAGCCCUGCACCUGGGGGCCCCCCUGGCACCCCCACAGAGCUGCUGCAACAGCUGGAGGCAGAGGAGAAACAGCUGGCCGUCACCGAGAGGGCCACUGGGGACCUGCAGCGGCAAAGCCGGGAUGUGGCCCCUCUGCCACAGCGAAGAAACCUGCCUCAGCAGCCCCUGCACAUGGACAGCAUCUGCGACUGGGACUCAGGAGAAGUGCAGCUGCUGCGGGGUGAGGGGUAUAAGCUGAUAGAUAACACUGUCCCGCACACCUGGGUCAUGCAGGGCCCUGGUGGGGAGACCAACCGUGCUCCCGCCGCCUGCUUCUGCAUCCCAGCACCAGACCCUGAUGCCGUGGCCAGGGCCUCCCGGCUGGCCUCGGAGCUGCAGGCCCUGAAGCAGAAACUGGCCACAGUCCAGAGCUACCUGAAGGCCAGCGCUGUGGAGUCUGUUCAGCCCAGCCAGCAUGCUCCAUCUGGCUCGGCCCUGGCCAACCCACAGGCCCAGAAGCUCCUGACACAGAUGACCCGGCUGGAUGGAGACCUGGGACAGAUAGAGAGGCAGGUGCUGGCCUGGGCACGGGCCCUGCUGAGCCGCACCACGCCCCUGGAGGACCCGGUGGGCCGCAUCCACAGCCGUGAGGUGGGUGAGCAGCGGAAAGGGGCAGCUGGGAUGAGAAGCGGCCUGGCCCUGGAGCUCACACUUGAGGGAGGUGAGGCAAGUGCAGGAGCAGUGGCUGGGACGGAGGUGGAGAAGGGUGUGGACAGACCCGGGCUCAGACAAGCUGCUUCCCCUCCCAGCUCCUCCACUGACCAGCUCCGUGAUCUCAGACCACAUAACCUUCUGGGCCUUGGUUUCCUCACCCCUGAAGCAGACAUAAUAACGCCCAGCUCACCUGAUCAUUCAGGAAGGUUCCAGUAGGCCCAAUGUCAACACCCCCAGGAGGUAUUCUGGUAAAGCUCCUGAAAUAGCAAGGAAGCCUGGAGAAUCUUAGGAAGAGAUGUUCCCUGGCUGCAAGGGGGAGCCUUCCUGGGGAGGUUGCAGCAUUGUGUAAACUCCUUACCCAAGAACAGCAAGCUCUCUGCCACGUGGACUCAACACUCCCAAAAGUGCUCAAAGUGAAACCCACACCGGGCCAUAGUCUGGGUUGUCCUUCCAAACCAGUUUCUUUUCUUUUCUUCAGACAAAGUCCCUGCAUCACCCAGACUGGAGUGCAGUGGCGCGAUCUCGGCUCACUGCAACUUCUGCCUCCCAGGUUCAAACAAUUCUCCUGCCUCAACCUCCGGAGUAGCUGGGAUUACAGGUGCACACCACCAUGCCCAACUAAUUUUUGUAUUUUUAGUAGAGACGGGGUUUCACCAUGUUGGCCAGGCUGAUGUUGAACUCCUGACCUCAAGUGACCCAUCCAUCUCAGCCUCCCUGAGUGCUGGGAUUACAGGUGUGAGCCACCGCGCCUGGUCUGUUUUUUGAGCUGGGGUGUCACUUUGUCACCCAGGCUGGAGUGCAGUGGUGUGCAGUGGUAUAAUCUCAGCUCACUGCAACCUCCACCUCCCAGGCUUGAGUGAUCCUCCCACCUCAGCCUCCCAAGUAGUUGGGACCACAGGUACAACACUGAGCCCAGCUAAUUUUUUGGUAGAGAUGGGGUUUUGCCAUGUUGCCCAGCUCAUGUGACAGUGAACCGUAGAUGAAUAUUUGGAGUCAAUGGAUGAUUGCUAGAAAAUGAGCCAUGAAAUGGGAUGAGAACAUGAGACAGUGUAGAAAUUGGGAACAUAAAUGGCUGCAGGUCUAAGAAUGUAACAUGACAUUAUUGGGUAGAGGCAGAACAUUCUAGGAGAACACUGAGAAUGGGAGUUCAGGGUGUGGGAAAUCCAGGGGAGUUCACUCAGGGCUCCAGUAAUUGGUUUUGUGUCCUGAAGGGGCAGUCACCCAGCUGAAUCAGAGUCAGGCUGACACUGACCCAGAUCCUGUGACCAGGACUCUCAGCAAUGACACAGAGGUGACCUGGGGGAGCAGUCAUCUUAGAAUGGGAGAAGGAAGAGCUCUCAUUUGGGGCACGUGGACACAGGAAGAGGUGCAGGUGCUGGCCUGUGAACCUGGUCUUCUGAACCCACCUAAGGGAGGGACAAGUGGAGGGCAGGUACCCAGACGAUGGUGGACAGUGGCCACUCUCGUAACUCCUUGAACUUCUUUUCCUUUCUUUCCCCCCGGGAUGAGAAGGCCAUCACAAAGGUAUUUUUUCCCUUGUUUCCCAAGACUGCCUGAAUUUCAGAUUGAUGUUUUGUAAGUGGGAGUGGCUGUGUCUUGACCUGGUUGCUGUUGAAGGAAUAUUGGAAAGGUCAUGAAGCCAGAACUGUAACUUUCUGUGAUAGAAACAGCCUGGCCUGUGUCCCUUCCCACGUCCCAGCAUGCACAGGACAACACUCAUCAUGAGCUAAGGGGGCAGGUGUGAGCCACAGUGAUACACAUACUGGGCCACUUAGGCAAACCUUCUGUUGUUUUCCUCUCCUGUCAGGACCACAAAUCACCCAGCCACGUGGUUAGCAAAUGACUAACCCCAGCUGCAGCUCCAGGGACAGGCCAUGUAUUAUCCAACCAAUCUGAGUGUCCACUCCCAGUCACUAUGAUGGUGUCAGGGGAGACAGUGUGAGUGAUCUAGACAAGUUGUCCUGAAGGCCAGGAUUCCUGAUCAGUAGGUCAGGGACUCCAGGUCUUAAUCAUUCUGGAGGGUUUGUAUCCAAAUGUGAUUCCCAGGACGGCAGAGGUAUUUUGUUCCCAUGGGAAUUCAGCCAGGGAACAGGAAAGGACAUGGAGAAGGGACAUCUCAGAUUAAGUCUCAGAGGGAGAUUCUGCUUUUGCCAUCUAAAAAGAAAAGUUCCUGUGACACCUUUGAAUGAUGCUAGGGGGCAGUUUUCAGUGUUUACAUUGUGGCGAUGAGCUUAGGGCCUCCCCAACUCCCCUUGCCCAUGAAGGCUUCCCAGCAGGAGGCUCAGUAUGCCCCAUCCUGGUCCUAAGGCAGCCAGCCUUGAGCCCUCUCUCCUCACCCUGGCUUCAGUCCCUCCUCCCUCCCCCAAACACAUGCUGAAUCCCACCAUUCUCUCCAGUGACCCAAGCUGGUCCCACAGCCUUCACACUUCCCGCUUCCUUGUCCAUCUUCUCUGAGGCAUCUAAACUUUUCUGCACAAACUGAAGUCAGAUCUUGUGUCGUCCCAGUCCAACCCUCUAAUGGCUCCUCUCCCCUGCCCCCUGCCCACCGAGUGCUCCUCUCCUCACAGGUAGUUUUCUCUAAAUGCAUUGACAUAUAUACCUGUUAGUCUUACCUCUUCUACCAGAUGAUGUAAGCUUCUUGGCUAACCCUUGGCCAAGAAGAACAGUGAGCCUUCCUGUUUUGUUCAUCUUGUGUCCUGAGCCCCUUGACUUGAAGCUGGCACACAGUAGGUGCUCAGACCUCUGGGAAUAAACUAUCCUGGGUCACUCUGUGGACAGUGGACUCUGUCUUUGGUUCUGUCCUGAGCCAUCAGAUUCUCAGGGCAGCCUGACCCUGGUAUUGAGAAAUAUUUCUUAAUAUGAGACAAUAUGACAAUGUGUUCCUGUCAGGGCUGGAUGUGUGGGUAGAAUUGAGAGGAAGGAGACACAGUUUCUAGACCAUAUUCACUGCGGUGGGUAUAAAUCUCUAAACUUUGAGCAAAAAAACAAAAAAGAGAAAGAAAGAACCCACCAGGGCUGAGCCGCUGACUUGGCCGAGGGCUGGGGGCUGCACAGGGAGAACAUCUCACUGCGUGUGCCAUAUGUUUUGGUCUCACAGUGCCUGCAGCACUGCAUGAGCUUGAUGUCCCUGUCCCAAGCUGAGCAGGGAUAAUCAGCUUCAUCCUUGGGAUGAGGAGACCAGAAAUGCUCAGGAAGGCAGUGCUCACCUGCUGUGGGCCGACGACUGCUAUCGUAGAUGAGGAGUUUGGAGGCCCCACUGGGAACUUCUGGUAUCAGGACCACGCCCUUGCCCGGUGUUGCUGCUGCUUCCAGCGCAGGUGCUGGUGUUCGUCUCCCCACAGACUCGGGCGCUGCAGAUGGCUAAGUCAGCACGGAUUGGGCCCUGGGUCCCAGACAUUAGGACGAACACAGGGUGAGAGAGGCAGGACGGUGGGCACAGACACAUGCACAAUCCUUGGUCCUUUUAUCUACAGCCCUGAUGCCUGGCCCCAGCCACCUGUGUAGUAAAUAAGAAGAGGGAGAAGGGGAGAAUCCCAGGCCAUGGUGGGUACCCCCACACAGCUCUGCAUCCUGAGGACCCUCAGCUGGGCCUGAGCUGCCCAAGUCCCUCCUACUAUCUCCAGCAGCCCAGGGCAAGGGGGGACACUUCAUACAAACAAGUCUCCUCCUCUGGGCUGUCUAAGCCCCACCAUGGGACCUGACUCUUACCUCUGCCUGGAAAGCUGACCCUGGGGCUGUGGACUUAGGUGGGGCUGUUCUGUGGCUCCACAGGGACCUGUGAGGACACAGCUGCUGGCCCCAGUGGGUGGGGGCACUGAACUCCAGUGCAGGGCCAGGGGCGGGUCUCCCAGCUGAGACCCACAGCACAGGCCUCAGUGUCCCCUGCUGCCCAAGGCCCAGAUGCACCCAUGUAUGCUGUCCCUUCCAGUGCCCAUUUUGUCCUCCCCAAAAAGGAUGGAGCUGGGCAGUGUCCAUGCCACUAAGUACCUGAGUCUCAGGUUUCCACACAUCCCUCCUCCCCCUGUACUCACCUGCCCAGCUCACUGUGUGGUUUACAGGACAGUCCUGGAGCUCUUCCUCCCUGAGGAGCCUCCACUGGGGGCAGCAGAGCAAAAAACCCAGCAAGGACAGGGCAGCACCUCCUUCCAGGGCACCUGGAGCUGCUCCCUCCUCCUUCUUCCUGGCUGACCAGAGCCACACAUGAGAAUGAGUGUCUCUCUUUGGGACACAGUCAGUGAGGGCUCCUGAGUCACCACAGCCUGAGAACUGAACCAAGAAACAAAAACAGAUACAUGUUAGGAAUGAGGAAGAGAAGCAGAGGGAUACCUCCAAAGGCCUGUCUCUGAAAUCUCCAUGAACCCAGACACAGAGUGAGGAGAAAGCAGAGGUGGAAGAGAAGCAUCCAGGCCAUGGUGUGGACUUUCCAAAGAUCCCCAGGACCCUCAGCCUGCUGGAAUCUUGGACAGUUCCUCUAGCUCUUCAUCAGCUCCCUGAGUGAAGAUGUGUGUUUGGGUGCGGCAUUAUGCGACUAUGGGUUAUUUACCAAAACCACCAGCUCCAUGGGUUCUGAGUGCUCAGCCAGGGAGCAGCCGCUCUGUCGGGGAGGCUGGGCUGCUGGGAGCUCUGAAUUCGCCCUUUGGUAGAAAGCACCUGCUCUAACCCCCAACUCGGGCCAGUGAGUAUGGGCCCGGGAGCCAUAAAUGAGAGCUCUGGGAGUUAAUUUCAGGCCUUGCUCACCUCUGAGAAGAUCCACAGCGCCUCCUGCUGGGAUUAGAUGACUAUUGUUUGUACUUCUCUAUGGUAAAUAAUUCCUCUAAUGCUUGCUUGAUUUUUAAUUUCAUUGUUACCUGUUCCAGAGUCCCUCUAGACUAUCGUUUUUAAUUUAAUUUAUUGUAUGUUUCAGUUCUCUAAUUUCAGCUUGGUUUGUUUUUAUGACUUCUUUUUCUUUUCUGGGAUUUGUUUCUUUUCCACUUGUUUCAAGAAUGUUCUUGUGACCCACAUUUACCUAUGUAACACACCUGCACAUGUACCCCUGGGCCUAAAAUAAAACUUCAAAAAAUAAUGUCUAAAAUUGCUGAAGGGAUUGUAUAA
Molecule: messenger RNA, 7008 nt
Organism: Symphalangus syndactylus (siamang)
Lineage: Eukaryota; Metazoa; Chordata; Mammalia; Primates; Hylobatidae
Product: envoplakin-like
Biological process (GO): intermediate filament cytoskeleton organization; wound healing
Cellular component (GO): membrane; cytoplasm; intermediate filament
Molecular function (GO): cadherin binding; structural molecule activity
Source: RefSeq, a predicted model, not a curated record